Trypanosoma cruzi is the source of this 345-nucleotide messenger RNA. RefSeq lists its product as uncharacterized. The transcript has a single exon. Bases 1 to 345 code for a protein of 114 amino acids. The record is from RefSeq and is a predicted model, not a curated record. Lineage: Eukaryota; Euglenozoa; Kinetoplastea; Trypanosomatida; Trypanosomatidae.
AUGUCGUCCAUCCCUGAUGGGCUUUUUGGCAAUUGGUUGCUGACGAAGUUCAACGGAUUGGAUCUUAGAAAUGAAGUACGUCGGUUUAGGAUGAGGUUCUCGCGUGCCCAAAAUGACGUGGAGGUCCGUGCCUUGGUGGUCAAUGUAAUGAGCGGUUUCAUGGAGUAUCGAGAUGGCAAGCUUACUGGGGGAAUGGCUUCUACUUUAUCUUUGGCACCACCGUUUUUUAUGGGAAUGGAGAAUUUCCUUCGUAAUGGGUUUGCAGCUGGAAUGGAUGUCCGUCUUGAGGGAGACGUAUUAACUCUCAUUCACGGCGAAGACGUUUUAGUGCUUACUGCGGAGUAA